Molecule: messenger RNA, 1407 nt
Organism: Lotus japonicus
Lineage: Eukaryota; Viridiplantae; Streptophyta; Magnoliopsida; Fabales; Fabaceae
Exons: 4
Coding region: 340-1218 (292 amino acids)
Source: RefSeq, a predicted model, not a curated record
GUUUUGUUUGUACACACAAAUACGUCCUAUAUUUUUUUAGCAUUUAAAAUACAUGAAUACUCAAAUUGCGGAAGUUUCGUCUUAGUUACACUUACAUGAUGAAACUCCAAUCCAAUCAACUCCAAAAUCCUGGUCAUUUUCUCUUGAUCACAAAGUUCAUGUGUGUGUUUGAAUACCAAUGUGAAUAGACUUUCAUCCCGGUUCAUAAGAGAGUUUUGUUGACUUUUUAUUUUAAAGUAAGUGUUAACGUCAGUUUGCACCGGUGCGAGCCUGAAUCCAAAAUAGCCUACAACUUCAUAGGAGAAACCAAGUUGAUAGAAACUUGGACACAACAAUAGCAUGUCAAUAUUGUCAGGGAAAAUGGGGCAAGACUGUUUGCACUAUGAUUCCCAUGAAGAAACAUCCAGUUGCACUUGUUUUCUCAUUGGGUUCAGGAGAAAAAACCAAGUGUUAAAUUACAGCCAUAGCAGCAGCACCAGUGAGAUAGGCAACAAGGAUUCAGAGGAGCUGUUUGAGAUCAAUCUGGAGGAGCCAUUGGAUACAAUAUCAGAAGACUGUGAGAGCAGUGUGUUCUCUUUUGAUAUUCACAAUGAGAAAGACAUUGUUUAUGUGGCAGUAGGCCAAGCUGGAGAAUCAAGCAUGGAAGCGCUUUUGUGGACUUUGAAACAUGCUGUCACACCCUCUACCACUGUCUGUUUCAUACACGUUUUUCCUGAAAUCAGGCUCAUUCCAACUCCAUUUGGAAAAAUUCCAAGGAAUCUUGUAGAUCCAGAGUAUGUUAAUUUUCACUUAACUCAAGAGAAAGGCAAGAAGAAAGAGCUCCUUCAAAGGUUCAUUGACUUGUGCACUGAUUCAAAGGUUAAGGUGGAGAUCAUGCUCACUGAAGGUGACAACAUUUCCAAAGCCAUCGUGGACCUUGUUAGGAAUCUUGGUAUAAGGAAAUUGGUGAUUGGAACUAGCAAAUCUAAUUUAAGUAAGUAUGUCUCUAGAAGGAGAAAUGUCAUAGCAGAUAAGGUCCUAAAGAAUGCCCCAGAAAUAUGUGAUGUUAAAAUUAUAUGCGAUGGAAAGGAAGUGAUUGAUCAAAUGAUUGUUAGCUCUUCAUAUUUAUGCCCAAGUUCUGGUAGAAGUUCCAGAGUUUCACUAGAAGAAGCUAAAUCCCAUGGCUUUGUUCAAUCGUUGCGUUUUAUGCCAAAUACUGCAUGGUUAUCUAGAUUCUAGACCCAGAUUUUAAUAAACAAUAUCAGUAGAGAUUGAAUAUGUAUAAGAAGACUUCAAAUAUGGUUGAUCCGAUUGUUAGACUUGGUUAGUGCAGGUCUUAGACAAUAAUGCAUUAGUCAUAUAUGAAUGUUUUUUAUAAACAAAAAGGAUCUUUAUCUAUUUGGGAUGAAUGGGAUGAUCUUUAUAGUA